Blastomyces dermatitidis ER-3 is the source of this 903-nucleotide messenger RNA. RefSeq lists its product as uncharacterized. The record is from RefSeq and is a predicted model, not a curated record. The transcript has 4 exons. Bases 1 to 903 code for a protein of 300 amino acids. NCBI's taxonomy places the organism in Eukaryota, Fungi, Ascomycota, Eurotiomycetes, Onygenales, Ajellomycetaceae.
AUGAGAUCACACUGGUCAUGGUUAAUCGAGCGGCUGAGACCCGCUCAGUCGUCUCCAUAUUAUGCUUUUUACAUCCGAGAAUGUUUACAACAUGGUUAUAUGACAUUCACCCAGCUGAAAAUGCAUAUCGGCAUGCAGUUGGGUUUUGGAGAGUGGAAGCACUGUUACUACCCGAGGUCGCAGGACAAGCCUGUCCGGAUCGAUAUGUAUGGCGAUGGCAAUUGCUCCACCUGUGGCAUCCGCCACACCGGCUUCAAAGAGAUCUUCGCGGAAAUGACGGCAUUUCAUCGAUCCGAGAACGCGCAGAGGAAGAUGUUGGAAGAGAUUCCGAAGGUGGUUGUUGUGAUGCUGCUAACUUGGUUUUGUUACUUCCGCGAACAGUCCACGACGUCUGGUCAGAGAUGUCGCUGCCUCAGCAACUCAGAGCCUUGCCCUCUAUGCUCCUCGAGCGCCAGCCCUGCUGCCCCUGAUGCGCCCCGUGCUGUCUUUGGCGCCUUGAUGCUCCUGUAUUCCCAGCAAAAGUUCAUCCCGUGUAUCGAGAUGAUGAUGCCUUGGUCAUUGAACACAAUGGUCUUUUGGCACGGCCCGGGCUUUGUUGAUUCAAUGGGAAGUAGCGCGGAGGCUGAGGAUUUGGCUGAAGACGCAGAUCGCGAGUUACUCCGGCGCUACCAAGAAACAUCUGCCGUUGAACCUUCGUACAUCGGUUCCGGCAAGCGGUUAGGGUUAGAGCCCCUCAUUUCCACGAUCAUGAGAACGAGGAUGUGUAUCCUGGCACCUGUCGCGCCCUGUCGCGCCUGGGGAUCGGACACGCAGCCGGGAAAUUAUCUUUCCCCGGCAAGGUCCUCCCUCGCCCGUUCUGUUGUGCCUAGUGUUGCUUUCCAGCCGAUUCUCAGAUCGAAGUAG